AUGGCGUCCCUCUGCAUGCGAUCUGGCCGCGUGCAAUCCGCCCUCCGCUCGGCCAGAAAUCCCAUCGUCGCCCGCCCGAGACUCCCUAGCAACCUCCCCCGACGUCAUGCCUCGACCGGCGCUGGCUCCUCGUCGACCGAAUCCGAGGCCGGCUCGAAUCUGAAGCUCGCUCUGUACGGCACCGCUCUCGCCGGCUCUCUCUACGUUUCCUACCUCUACGUCACCGAUACCAGAGCCUCGAUUCACCGUUGGCUCGUCCCUCCCAUGCUGCGCUUCCUCUACAGCGACGCCGAAGAAGCUCACCAUGCCGGCACGACCAUGAUGAAGACCCUCUACGACUUGGGCUUGCACAUCCGCGAACGCGAUAGAACCCUCGCUGAACACCCGGCUCUCGUGAGCGAGGUUUACGGUGUUCAGCUCGCCAACCCCAUCGGCAUCAGCGCCGGCCUCGACAAGCACGCCGACAUCCCCGACGCUCUAUUCGCCCUCGGCGCCGGCGUCGUCGAGGUCGGUGGCUGCACGCCCCGCCCGCAAGAGGGAAACCCCAAGCCGCGCGUCUUCCGCGUUCCGAGCAUCGACGGCAUGGUCAACCGGUACGGCCUUAACUCCCGCGGCGCCGACAGCAUGGCUUCCACGCUGAGGGAGCGAGUCCGCAGAUUCGCCCGCAAGGUGGGUGCUACGGAGCAGGAGGUUUUGGACGGCGAGGCUGGCGUCCCCGCGGGCAGUCUGCUCCCCGGUCGUCUUCUGGCCGUGCAGAUCGCCAAGAACAAGGAGACGGACGAGCGAGAUGUCAAGGCCGUCGCUCAGGACUACGUCUACUGCGUUCAGGCUCUCGCCAAGUACGCUGAUAUCUUGGUGGUCAAUGUCAGCAGCCCCAACACCCCUGGUCUGCGCGACCUCCAAGCUACCGAGCCUCUGACAAGACUGUUGAGCGCGGUCGUGGAUGAAGCCGCAAAGGUGGACCGCAAGGUUCGCCCCAAGGUCAUGGUCAAGGUCUCCCCCGACGAGGAGGAGGAUGCUCAGGUCGAGGGCAUCGUUCAGGCGGUCUGCAACAGCGGCGUCGACGGCGUCAUUGUUGGCAACACCACGAAGCGCAGGACGGGCGUCGUCCCGCAGGGCGUCCAGCUCUCGGCGAAGGAGCAGAAGGCCUUGAUGGAGACGGGCGGAUACUCUGGGCCCGCCAUGUACGGAAGGACCCUGGAGUUGGUCAAGAGGUAUCGCAGCAAGCUCGAUGCCCAGACGCUGCAGAGCGGCUCCGCCGAGGAGGCUGCUGCCAUCCCUUCCAUGGAUGGCACUCUGUCGGGCAAGGUUCACGACUUGAUCGAGGGCAAGGACACACCGAGAAAGGUCAUCUUCGCUACGGGCGGUGUCACGAACGGAGAGCAGGCGUUGAAGAUUCUCAACGCCGGCGCGAGUGUGGCUAUGGUGUACACGGGCUUGACUUAUGGCGGACCGGGAACAAUCACCAGGAUAAAGAAAGAGAUGGUGGAUCAGGCGUAG
Messenger RNA from Colletotrichum karsti, 1500 nucleotides. RefSeq names its product dihydroorotate dehydrogenase. The coding region runs from base 1 to 1500 and encodes 499 amino acids. The transcript has a single exon. Gene Ontology annotation, molecular function: dihydroorotate dehydrogenase activity. Lineage: Eukaryota; Fungi; Ascomycota; Sordariomycetes; Glomerellales; Glomerellaceae. The record is from RefSeq and is a predicted model, not a curated record. Gene Ontology annotation, biological process: 'de novo' pyrimidine nucleobase biosynthetic process; pyrimidine ribonucleotide biosynthetic process. Gene Ontology annotation, cellular component: cytoplasm; mitochondrial inner membrane.